Panonychus citri (citrus red mite) is the source of this 1765-nucleotide messenger RNA. RefSeq names its product protein RFT1 homolog. The transcript is spliced from 6 exons. The record is from RefSeq and is a predicted model, not a curated record. Gene Ontology annotation, biological process: glycolipid translocation; dolichol-linked oligosaccharide biosynthetic process. Gene Ontology annotation, cellular component: endoplasmic reticulum membrane. Bases 128 to 1732 code for a protein of 534 amino acids. NCBI's taxonomy places the organism in Eukaryota, Metazoa, Arthropoda, Arachnida, Trombidiformes, Tetranychidae.
UUUUAUUUUUGUUGUGAUUGUGAUUAAAUUUUUUGUUACUCUUUGUUUUAGUUAAUUAAAUUAAUUAUAUUCAUGUGAUUGUUAUUCUUUUUUUUAGUAAUAACUUUUGUUAUUAGUGUGACUGAAAAUGAGUUCUACUCUGGUCUCGGAUGCUAUGAGACAUGCAUCUUUUAACAUCGUCUUUCAGAUUUCUACACGUAUUUUAACGUUCAUUUUGAAUAUUUAUAUUCUCCGAUAUAUUUCGGCUUACACUUUGGGUGUAAUCAAUGUUAGGCUACUUUUACUUUACACAACAACACAAUUUAUCAGCCGGGAACCGAUGAGAAGGGUUUGCAUAAGUGAAGCUAAAUCACAUCGUUGGCCCGCUCUAGUUAAUUUAAUUUGGUUAAAUAUCAUCACAACGUUUAUUUUUGGCUAUGGUCUUUCUUAUAUUUGGUUAAAUUGGGUUGAGCAACCAGAUGAUGAUCAAGCUUUUGGAUACCGUUUUGCUGUUCUUUUCAUGCCCAUCAUUGUUGCCAUCGAAAUGAUCUCAGAGCCAAUGUUUAUUUAUUGUCAACUUCAGAAUCACGUCAAGAUUAGGAUCAACAUCGAAGCCAUUUCGCUGAUCAUAAGAUGCUUUGUUAUGGCUCUUUUCGUCCAAAGUUAUCCCUCUAGUGCUGUGAUAAUUUUUCUAUUUUCCCUUUUAAUUUCGUCUAUUGCGUUGACAUUCAUGUAUCACACUUACUUUGCCUUCAAGCUCAAUCUUGAUCUGCCUUAUAGUCAUUACUUUCCCGAUCGAAAUGCUCAGCCUCUCAUUGAUUCAAAUCUUCUUAAACUAAAUUUUAGCUUCUUUUCACAAACAAUCAUCAAACAAUUUCUCACUGAAGGAGAAAAGUUCAUCAUGACGUUUCUUAAUCCAAUGACCUUUGAAGAACAAGGAAUUUUCGAUAUUGUCAACAAUUUAGGAUCUCUUGCUGCCCGUUUCAUUUUCCAGCCAAUCGAGGAAAGUGCUUAUAUACUUUUCGGUAAACUGAUUGUCCGAGGAAAACACGCAAAGCAAGAUCGUAAAAAGUACAAAAUUGCUAUGGACACACUGAGAGAUUUGUUUAAAUUGAUGUCACUUUGUGGCUUAAUUAUCUUUGUUUUUGGAUUCAACUACUCACAAUUGGCGUUGAAAAUUUACAAUGACAAACACCUUGGUCGAGGUUUGGCCAUAACAUUGAUGCGUUGUCACUGUUUCUACAUUUAUUUAAUAGCAAUCAACGGUGUUAGUGAAACUUUUACCUUCGCUGUGAUGUCUAAGGAUCAAAUUGAUAGAUUUAAUGUUUGGCUAAUUGGAUUUUCAGUCGUUUAUUUAAUCAUUGCAUCUACUACAUCAAUUAUCGGUGCAACUGGUUUAAUCCUUGCAAAUUGUAUCAAUAUGAUUUGUCGUAUAAUUUUCAGCUUCAAAUUCAUCAUCGAAUGCGUACUAAGUCAAAAACAAGAGAACCCGCUGGUGGGAAUUUUUCCACACCGCAAAGUUCUUGCCGCAAGCGGUAUUAUUUUUGGAUUAACUCGAUUAUCAGAGACAACUUUAUGCUGUUCCAAUUGGACUGACUCGAUAAUCCAUGUAAUCUUUGGUGGAUUACUUUUCUUUUUAAUCUCAAUCAUAAUCUAUUGUAAUGAACCGAAUGCCAUUGCAAUGAUGGAUCAAAUCCCUUUAUUUAAGAUACUUUUUAAAUUCAUCAAGCCCAAAAAACUCAAAAAACAAUAAAUCACUAAUUAAGUAUUUUCAAAAAAGUUAUCA